UAAAGCGAGGAAAAUGUGUGGAAAUUAUGUGAAUAUAUCGCUAAUAAUGAAAGCAAUUGUCUCAACGAUUGUUUCGUUGUCUUCAUAUCUAAUGAACAGAAAAUGAUACCACUUUGGAGGCAAAAGGCUGGCGAUGAGCGCAGGGAUUAUCUCUGUGUUUGGGAUUAUCAUUCAUUCAACCAUAAGUUAGUCGUAAUGAUUUAUACGCCAAAAGCGGACGACAGUCACAGCACUGGUAGCCAUAGAGCGCUGGUAUACGACAUGGACUCUACCCUUGAGUUUCCCAUCGAUUUUAGCACAUAUUCUGGCCUUACGUUCAGAGACGAGACGGCAAUACGUGAUGAAUAUCACCGACGGUUUCGUGUAAUUGAGGCCCAAAUCUAUUUGACAACAUUUGCCUCAAACCGGUCUCAUAUGCGACGACCCGAAGGCUCGUGGAUUAAGGAUCCGCCACUUUAUCCCUGUAUUAAGACUAAUGAAUGCGAUCAUAAUCUCGACGGCUUUAUAUCAAUGGAUUGCCACCGAUUCGCCAUCGGAUCCGUACUCGACAUCAAUCAAUUCAACCAUCGAUUUGAU
This is a messenger RNA of Medioppia subpectinata, 576 nucleotides long. NCBI's taxonomy places the organism in Eukaryota, Metazoa, Arthropoda, Arachnida, Sarcoptiformes, Oppiidae. The record is from the annotation of a GenBank genome assembly.